Messenger RNA from Erinaceus europaeus (western European hedgehog), 6045 nucleotides. RefSeq names its product iduronate 2-sulfatase (gene IDS). The record is from RefSeq and is a predicted model, not a curated record. NCBI's taxonomy places the organism in Eukaryota, Metazoa, Chordata, Mammalia, Eulipotyphla, Erinaceidae. Gene Ontology annotation, molecular function: iduronate-2-sulfatase activity.
AGCGCGCAGGCGCACUAGUGCUCUGGGCAGCGCCCGGGCUGUGAGAUCGGCCGCAUUGCGUAGUAGGUGCUGGUGGUGGACGCGGGGCCCGGCGGCGGCAGCGACGGCGGCCCGGUCCACCCGUCGCAGCCUGUCACCGUGGCCCCGCAAAGGCAGAAUGCCACCACUGGCCCGGAGCCUGUUCUGGAUCUGCCUGAUUCUCUGCCCCCUGGUCGGCGCCUUCCUGGAGUCCGAGAGACCUGGCAACUUGACAGCAGAGACUCUAAAUGUCCUUCUUAUCAUCGUGGAUGACCUGCGUCCUGCCCUGGGCUGUUAUGGUGACAGGCUGGUAAGGUCCCCAAACAUUGACCAGCUGGCAUCCCACAGCCUCCUCUUCCAGAAUGCCUUUGCCCAGCAAGCGGUGUGUGCCCCCAGCCGUGUGUCCUUCCUCACUGGGAGGCGACCAGACACGACCCGUCUGUAUGACUUCAACUCCUACUGGAGGGUGCAUGCUGGUAACUUCUCCACCAUCCCACAGUACUUCAAAGAAAAUGGCUAUGUGACCAUGUCCGUCGGAAAAGUCUUUCACCCUGGAAUAUCUUCAAAUCACAGCGAUGAUUCUCCAUAUAGCUGGUCUGUCCCACCCUAUCAUCCUUCUUCUGAAAAGUACGAAAACACCAAGACAUGUAGGGGCCCAGACGGAGAACUACAUGCCAACCUGCUUUGCCCCGUGAAUGUGGCAGAUGUGCCUGAGGGCACAUUGCCUGACAAGCAGAGCACUGAGCAAGCCAUCCAGUUGCUGGAAAAGAUGAAGACGACAGCCAGCCCUUUCUUCCUGGCUGUGGGGUACCAUAAGCCACACAUCCCCUUCAGAUACCCCAAGGAAUUCCAGAAACUGUACCCCCUGGACAACAUCACAUUGGCUCCCGAUCCCCAGGUCCCUUCGGGCCUCCCUCCAGUGGCCUACAACCCCUGGAUGGACAUCAGGCAGCGUGAGGACGUACAGGCCUUGAACCUCAGCGUGCCCUAUGGCCCAAUUCCUGUGGACUUUCAGCGGAAAAUCCGCCAGAGCUACUUUGCUUCUGUUUCGUAUCUGGACACUGAGGUAGGCCGCCUUCUGAGUGCCCUGGAGGACCUGCAGCUGGCCAGGAACACCAUCGUUGCAUUCACUUCAGAUCAUGGGUGGGCCCUCGGUGAGCAUGGAGAGUGGGCAAAAUACAGCAAUUUUGAUGUCACUACUCAUGUGCCCCUGAUGUUCUACGUUCCUGGAAAAACAGCUCCACUUCCGGAAGCAGGCCAGAAGCUUUUCCCUUACAUCGACCCUUUUGAUUCUGCUGCGGAAUUGAUUGAGACAGGCCACCAAACCUCGGACUUGGUGGAGCUGGUCUCUCUCUUCCCCACACUGGUGGGACUCGCGGGACUGCGUGUUCCACCCCGCUGCCCUGUUCCCUCUUUCAUGUUGAGCUAUGCAGAGAAGGUCGGAAUCUUCAGAAGCAUUUUCGAUUCCACAACUUGGACUCAGAAGAGGAUCCACUCCUUCUUGGUACCCCAUGAGUUGAUUGCCUAUAGCCAGUAUCCCCGGCCUGCAGACACUCCUCAGUGGAAUUCUGACAAGCCAAGUCUAAAAGAUAUCAAGGUCAUGGGCUACUCCAUACGCACCACAGACUAUAGGUAUACUGUGUGGGUGAGCUUUGAUCCCCAUACCUUUCUGGCUAACUUCUCUGAUGUCCAUGCAGGAGAACUGUAUUUUGUGGAUUCUGACCCUUUGCAGGAUCACAAUGUGUACAAUAACUCCCAAGGUGGAGAACUUUUCCAGUCAUUGAUGCCUUGAGUGUUGUUACAGAGGGCAUAGUUCCCGCCUAUGGUGUGUGAAGGAGAACUGAUUAUUUUGUGAUUAUUUCCAAUACUGGGAAUAGUCUGAAAGGCUGUCAAAAUGUGCAUCAACAAUGUGGCCUAAGGAUGUCUAGCAGCCAAGCCUUUAGUCUAGUCUUUGUUAAGUUCUAAUUGGUAACUGGAGUGGGGAUGGGUGGGGCCUUUUCUUUCUCUCUUUUAGACAAUCUUUGUUUAUUUUAUGAGUGAAUAAGAACUAAUCAAGCAAACUGAAACUGUCAUGCAUUGAAAUAUCAAGACAACAGUGACUUUGGAAAACACUACACUUCAUAAACAUUCUUACUAAAUUUGUGGAAUUCAGUACAUUUCAAAAAGUAGCCAUGUAUCAAAUUAGGUUUUGACACUCACUUUCUGGUUCUUUUAUUUAUAGUUUAUCAAUGUAUCAAUGAAUUAGGCGAGUGUGAUAGAAAUACUAGGUCAACAUGUAAUCCAUCCACCUUUCUUUUUCAAAAUGUCAAGUUAAACAAUGAUGGUAGAUGUUCAAGUCUGAAAUUCUUAUGUUACAUUUUUGUGAGUAAAGUUUCAGACUUUCAAAAUUCAAUGAGUAUGCAUGGAAUGAUUUAUGUAGAAAUUCUAUGCCAAAAUACUGAAUCAUCUUCAUUAAACUUAACAUGUGAAAGAACAUUUCAAAUAUUUUUUGACCAAGUUACAUUUUUCUUUUUAGUAAAUGAUCUGACCAUUGAACCUAAAGGCCAUACGUUAAAAAGCACUGCUCCUGAAUAUGCAAAUCAAGGCAUAAGUAGAUCCUUCAGUGGAUUCACUCAAAGUCAUUAAUUCUCCCUUUGUAGAGCUGGUUGGCUGCAGACAUCCCCUUAACCAGGAGGCAAAAAAUUAUUCUGCUUUUUAUUGCUUAUCUAAGACAAUAGUAACUUGACUAUGUUCUGAUUUAUUGUGAGAGCUAUGUAAAUGUUUCAUUAGUAUCUUAGACAAUUACCUAGCAUGCUCCAGUGGCACAAUCGGUUUGCGCAUGGUACUUAUACAGCAGUAUCUUAGACAAUUCCCAAGCUUCCAAAAUAUAGUUCUUUUUUUCUUAAAUAUUAAAGUAACCAGAAAGCCAAAUGGUAGCCAUAAAACUCAGUCUUUUAAAAGAGAUAGGCUAUUCAUGAGUCAUAUUUACAGCCCGUGGAAGUUGAUUGAUUUUAAGUAGUCAGAAGAGUCAAGCACUUUCUACAGAGACACCAAUUGUAGUCCUGUAAUUUUUUAUGAGUUCUGCUUCAGUGUUUAAAAGUGUCAGUGAGACAAUAUGUGGUGAGUCUGAUUAAGUUACUGUGGUUGUAUUAAAUUGUGACCCCAAAAAGGCAAGAUCUUAUUUAAAAGAUCAAAUCAAAUCAGUAAAACUUCAGCACCAUUCUCCUUUAGCUGACUAGUCUCCAGUAGAGCUGUAGAUGGUAGCACAGUGAUCUUCAAAAUAAUUCCAUCAAGUAAUGUUCCAGCAGCAACAUUUUCUGUUUGAAGAGUGCAGGCUCUGAUUCAAGUUCCUCUCUCCCUGGCCUGAGCUCUUCCAUCUUCUGGAACUCUUAGAUUUCACAAAUAGUUUCCCAUAGCCUUUUCUUUCUCCUUCUUCCUCCCCUCCACUGUUCUCCUAAGGUUUUACAACACAACCUGUGGAUUCUUCAUGAUAUACUUUCUACUCCACAGUUAGAAGGCUAAGUUUUAGCACAUGCUCUUAAAAUGUCUGUUUUGUUACUAGUGAUUUAACAGUGCUUUACAACAUGAUAAACUUUCAAGGCUCUAGCUUCAAACCCAUACUUGGUGAGUGUAGGUCACCACACCUUCCACUGAUGUCCAGCUUUUAUUUCCAUCUACUUGUUGCCCUUGGUUGGCCAUGACAUUAACCUUUAUCAAUUUAUUUCUUGUAAUAUGCCUUGAAGCUCAUUUUUAAUCUCAAAAUUUCCCAAUUAUGUUCUUGUUGAGCUGUAAGCUGAACUGUGCUGGAAGCCAGUCAAGUGACAUGUGCAGCUGCCCCUUGGGUAGCAGUAUCUCUGCAUGACCAAAACUAUACCCCAGUCUGGGGGCACAUGGGGUGCUUUUGUGUGUUCAUCUCUUUUACUGGAAAUGUGUCCCUUUCCCUCCCUUCUCCUACCCUGCCCACCCCCCUUGCCCUCCUCUCCUUUCCCCUCUCCUUUUCUCUGUUUAAGGCUGUAGCUACAGAGUGCUUCUGUUCUCUUUAGGAUUCCUUUUUUUCCCUUGACUUUUCUUCCCACAUUUCCUCCUUUUAAAUAUGUAUACUAUGUCUCCUGUUAAGGGACUCACUUGGAACUCUCUGACUGGUAAUGGCUGCUUUUUGCGCUUUUGACACUGAACCCCACUUAGAACCAUGUUGAGUUUUCUGUUGCAUGCCUCCGAACCACAUUGGCAUAAUCAGUUGUGCCGUAGCUUUCAGAUCUCAAGGCUGACUGCAUUCCUCACUCUGGUUGAUUGCUGAAACCACAUCUUUGUUGCUUUGUUUGAUCCUGCUGAGCUGGGCAUGUUGCAUCAGUGACUUUCCAGCCACUUUAUGUGCAGAAAUCCCCAGUUCACUUGGGUCUAUUUGAUCUGGUUUAGUUGAACUCAUAGCAAGUGAGCCCAGAAGUGUGCUUUUUGUACUCAUUCCUUCAUUCUGAUGCUUGUCCAGUGUGGGUGCCACAGGGUACACAUGGAUGGCUCUUUGCACUUUAGAAACCAAAUUCAAAAAGUCUUAGAAAUUUCAGGUGCACUUGGCUUGUUUCAAGUACUCUGUUCCCACACUUUGUUGAAAUUGGCCAACACAUGUCUAGGAAGCAGAAAGUUUGGUUCAGCAGAGCUACCCAAGAUGACCUGGGAGUCUGAACUAGAUGCCCCUGGCUGCUGCCAGUUCCCCUCUGUGGCUCCCCUUUCUGUCUGGAGCUGAGCAAAGUGUCUGGUUGAAUCAUAGGUGGGAGUUCACUCUGGCUCAAGGCCUCCUCCUCUGCAUCACCAUCAUCCCUUCUUCCUUUUUUACCUAGUAGUUGACCGCCCCUCCGUUCACCUCCCCGGUCCCUAAAGGAAUCCACGUGUCUUCCUGGAAUCCCUCUUUGAUCCUGCCCUUUGACAACACCGCUAGUGCCUACUACUGGGUCUACACAGACCUCUGCUGAGCAGUCAGAGUCUUCCCUGACUCCACAAAGCCCCUUUCCUUGGCUGACCAGUUUACCUGCUGGUCCCUCCCUCUCCUGGCCAAUCCUGCCUCCCUCCCACCCUUAGGUCGGUCCUACCCCCUUUCUUCAUCAUGGGAUCAUGACCAUUUUCACACACCCGUUCCCUCCUUCAAAAGGCCUUGGGCUGUGAUUUUCUGAACUGUAUCCUGAGAUGGAAAAAAAAUUACUAAAGGAUCGUGUGAUGCUUUAAUGAACAAAAAGCAUUCUUUUUGUCCGAUUAUGAAAUUCAAGCAUAAAUUCAUGUAACUAUAAAUAUAGUGCAGGGUAAGCAAGCUCAUCAGUCUUUUAUCCUGACAUAAUCAUGGAAUAUGGAAUAUAUCUUGUCUUUUUGGGGAUGUGAAUUUCUUACAUGGUUAUGAUCAUGAUUGACACAUUCUUACGUAAUUUUAUUGUUUUGCACCUAGUAUUAUAUAUGGUCAUUACAUACUUAUGUAAAGAAGCUUUAUACUAGUUGUGAUUCAGUCUAUUGUGAAAUUUUAUCCUAAGCCAAGCUUCUUUCAGUUGUUGUAUAUGUACGUGAUUCACACAUUUUCAGUAUUGUAAAUAAUGCUGUGAUGAACAACUUUGUAGAGCAAAUGUUUUUAUGUACUUCAAAUUAUUCCUUUAGGAUAAUAUUUUAGAGCCAGAUUUUUGAAAGCUUUUUCAUUUGGUCUCUCUCUACUCUGGUGCUGACCUGGGAUGAUAAAACUAUAACAGAAAUUAAAAACAUAUAAACAAAAACAUAAAAUCAAACAAACCAACAAAAGAAAGAACUCACCCUAUAUAACACAUGGAACUAGUACCCUAUUUCAGCUUCUAUUCCUUUGCUUAUCUGUGACCUUGUUCCUUGUUCUCUAUGUGUAAUUGGUGGGCAUUUGUAUUUCCAGUUGUGUGAAGUUGCCUGUAAAUGUUGGUUCUGAGUUUCACUUCUUAAAGUAAUUAAACAAAUGACUCUUUUUCUAUGUGACUUUGCUCUUUUCCUGUCAGACAUGGAGGUUUUUUUUUCCAAUCUGGACAUUGAAUACAUAUUCAUUUUCCUUUA